GUUUAAGACAUUUUUGGAUCAGUAAACUCUUCAAAUGACUAGUUAUUUUGAAAUACAGAGGGAGAUUAUUGUGAAUCCUUCUCUGAUCAAAAAGAGUAGUAAUUUCCUCAAACACAUACUGUCCUCCCAGAACUUUGAGAACGGAAGCUCUCUUACAAAACACAAGGAAAAAGAUGAAGACAAUGCAAGCGAAACUACUAGCUUCAAGAACAGCAUCUGUACUGAAUUCCUAGAAAACGACACUGAGGAUAUUGAGAUUAAGAGCACCGCACCAUCUCAGGACCUUACCCAGACUGAUAAGCUUUCUGAUUCAGAAAAGCUGCUUAAGAUCUGUCAGAAAUUAGCGAAGAUUAAAAUCAUAAUGAUAAAAGCUAGGAAUAAUGUAUGGACUGUAGAUGGAUUUAACUGCUUGUUCCAACAUAUUUUUGACUACUGCUCUCUAGAAACCAUUGAAGACAAAAUGCUGAAGAAGAAAGCAGUCAUUCUAAUGUUUGAUACAGUUGAAUACACGUCGUACUUCUUCAAAGUCUCCUCAGUCGAUCUCUUAAGAUAUAGCAAUGAGAAGACCAAGAAAAUCCUAACUGAAAUCUUUAUUAUGCACAAUAAUGACGUGAAGAAGAUAUUUACGACCUAUUUUGGCGAGAAGAUCCUGUACGAAGAUAUCAUAGUUCCUUACCUUCCAUGGCUAUUCGGUCAGAAAGGAAUUACAGCGAAAUUGAGAGAUAUUCUGAUAGAAAAGAUUGAAGUAGAAGAUGAAGAUGCAACAUAUCCAGAUACACAAGCCUGAGAGUUAGAAAAGACUAUAGAAGAGAGUCCUACAGAAACCUGCUUGCUGAUCAAGAAGUACUUGCAUAUUUAUUAUGCCUCAGUUAUUUUAAACUCUCAAUGGGACAAUGAAGCAAAGACAGAGAUCCUUAAGAAAAUUUUAUCUAUCUUAGGAUACAAUUUUGAGAAAUUUGAUAUCUUAAAUACAAAAGUUUCAGGAGACAGCAAGCAUUUCUUAAUCAAGGUCCUUCAUACGAUAUUUAGAACUCUAGGAGUUGACGAUGAGCAUUACCUUGAGAACUUAUUGGCGAAGAAGAACAACAAAAUUGGUCAAAAAUAUCACUUCAAUAAAUAUGUUUCCAACAUGAUGGAACAAAAGGAAAUAGGCAAAGAAGACGAUAAGUACAUGAUAUUUAUGAAAAGCCUAGGGUACUUAAAUGAGAUGCUCUACAAUAACCAAGGAGAACAAAUGAGCCUAGAGAUCAGAAUGUGCCUAGUAGAGAUGAUCAAUGGUUUCUUCCCAGAAUUCUACAGUACUCUAGAAACAUUAGAAGAGAAGCAAAAUUUCUUACUCCAGAUUCAUAAAUUCUCAAAGAUUGCAUUGAAGAGUUCUUCCGAAGAUCAGAUAUUUCUGGAAGGAAUGAUGCAUAACUUCAUGUUUGGGCUGAAGUACACUCUUGAUCAUCAAUCUUUAGUCGAAAUUGUGCUGAGCACAAUAACAAACUCCUUUAGCCUAGAAAUUCUCCAGAACUAUGUCCAAAAGAUCCUCUGCUUUGUUGUCAUGAUAAUGAUGAGAUUCCCUGAGAGCACUAUUAUUAAGAGUAAGAUACGUGAAAUUCUUGAGAAAUAUCUAUCAGAAAAGAACCUAGAAAGAAUCAGCCAGUACAAGGAUUGCCAGUUUUUGCUCCUUGACUGCUUCAGGAAGGUGACACAUUUUGAACCAAUGCUCGAAAGACUCUCAGCAAGAUUGUAUAAUAAUGAGAACUCGACUAAAGAAUCUCUCAGUGCUUGUGCUAAUUCUUUGCAUUAUGAAUUCAAUAAUGAUCAUAAACUGCUGACGCUGAAGUAUCUGAACCAGUGAAUUGAGAACUCUCAAAGACCAAACAGGGCCUCUACCAAAGGAUUCUUUGGAAGAGUUACAGAGAGUAUUAAUGAAGCACUAGAAGAUCCAGAAGUAUUGAAGAUCAUCUAUGACAAUGUCAUCAAGCUAAAAUUGAAGAUUUCUAUCUUUCCUGAAGACUAUAACUUCUUGAGUAGAGCCUGCUCCAAGUUCAUUGCCUCAGUAGGAGUUGGAAAACCAUUCAUCACAGAAGGAGCUUCUGAUAAGAGUAGAGCGAAGCCAAGACCUACAGAGCAAGAAUUGAUCUGCAUAUUUAAGAAGAAAGAACUUAAUCUUGAAGAAUGGUCCAGCGAUGCUUGAGUGGUAGAUAUUGACGACAUCAAGAUUAGCAGAAGCAACUCAAUUAUGGUUGCUAAGAACCUUUACUUUAGACUAAAGGAGUUUCUGAUGAAUACUUCCAAUCCUCUGAAACCUUAUCUAUACAGCUGCUGGAGGAUCGAAUAUGCCAUUUUAGAUCAAUUAGGUGAGAACUCCAUCAAAAGAGAACGUGUAUCCGACUUACUAAAAUGAUUCAAGAUUACUAAAGAGAACAGAAAAGAUAUUUAUAGGCUCCUUUACAAAUUCACACACGAAGAGGUGGAGCCUCUUGAGGAAGGAGUAACAUAUCCAGAAGUUCCUUUUGGGAGAUUUUGAAUAUAUCUUACUGGGAAAAUAAGAUAUACCAAAUUUAAGGAAAUAUUUGAGGCAAUCUGAUGUCUCUUUAGAACAGAAGAUCUUAGGAUAAUCAAACUCCUGUUCCCUUUCAUCUUAUACUACUGUAUCAGGUUUUGUGAAUAUGACUCACCAGUUCUCGAUGAAAUAGGUGCUUACAUUAAUCAAGUUCUCUCAAAUGGUUCAGAAGCUCACCUAAACCUGAUUUUCCAUACCUUGGAUUACCUAUCUAUCUGUUUAUGCCAAGACAAAGACUCGUUCAAGCAUUUCAUAGAAAAAGAGACUAACUUCAGAUAUGUCGAGAAGAUCUUCACUCUGGACUUGAUAGCGUACAUUCACAAGAGUGAAGCGAAAGCUAACGUCCAUGUGCUGAUGGAAUCACUCAAGAAAUUCCCUGUUGCAGAGGCUACUUACAAAACCGUCAGAAAAAUCCAAAAGUUAUUGGGCUUUAUAUCUAUGGAGAAGAAGAAAGAAGCUGCUAAGAGAGUCAAGCAACUCAAAAGAUACGCUAUGUACUUUGAAGAGCACCUCCGAAGGUCCAUUGGUAGUAAUGAUAAGCAGGGUAAAAGGUCUUUGGGCACUUUCGAAAAAGAAAGCUUCUUCGAGGUCAAUGACGAGAAGGAUAUUAUCGAGAUAGUCCAUGUUUACCAAAAAUUGAUCCCUGAAGAUUUUGACUAUCCCUUCUUCAACUCUAUUGUCAAGCAUUAUUCAGGAAAGACUUUUGAUUUUAAUGAGUUGUAUUCACCCAAAAUGAAAAUCAAGAAGAAGAUCACGAACAAAGCUCUCCAAGUAUUUUCCCAAAUAAGUAAUACUGGCACUGUUGAGUAUGAAGAGGAAAAAGAUUGGAGCGACUCAGAUUAUUCAGAAGAAGAGUAUUCUAAGGAAUCUGAAGAAGAGAAUAGCAAAGGGAGCCAAAAGAAAGACUUAAACUUCAGCAAAUCGCAUUUAUGGAAGGAUAACUCUGAAGAAAACUGGAAAUACCUUGCUUCUUUAUAUGAUGUUAGUCUAGUUAAGAACUUCCAAUUAGAUUCCUUAUUGAUGGAUUUGACCAUGAAAGAAGGAAAGAAAUGAUUUGAAGAACUACUAACUUUGAUCUUAUCCCAGAUUUACAAGUUAUUCCAUGCUUUCCUAAGAUCACCAAGUUUGACAGGAAAAGACUUCAAAGAAAUGUCAGAGCCAGUGCUCUCUCUACUAUCUGUUUCAUACAAGAGCAUAAUGAAACCUCUCUCAGUUGCCGAAGGUGAGCUAGCGUACUCAUACAAGAUAUAUCUUCAUGUGAUCUACGAGAUAGAGGCAUUCAUUGACAUAAUACAAUCUAUUAUCAGUGAAAACUCCUCUGAUAUCAUGGAUGCCUUUGCAGCCAGUUGUAAGAGAAGUUGGGAACACAUAUUCAGCGAAAUUGACCUAGAAAGAUACAUUGAGAAGAUCAAUAGAUUCUUUGAUAAGAGAACUCAAGAUAUCACAGAGAGGAGUUUUGAUACCCUAGACCUGAUACUUUCAGUGAGGAAAGCUUUAUUUCAUCUGAUUGACAGACCUGCAGAUUAUUCUAUGUAUUGUUUGAAGCUUGCUAGACUCUACAGGAAAGCAAAAGGUGACCAUGUGGUUAUGUUCAAGCUAUUCAAGUCAGCAAGUAAGAAUAAAAACUUAUUAGCCGGAUUUGAAAUUGAGAAUGCAAAGUAUAUAAUGCAAGUAAAGAACGCUCAUGAGGCAUUGGUUUAUCUUGAAAAGGAGAUGCAAAAUAUUGCAAGCAAAGAAAUGAAUCUAAGAAACAAAAGAGGAAUAUAUCAAGUUCAAAUGUGGAGCAUGCCAGUUCUAAAAGCCAAAAUGUAUUGCUUGUACCUCAAAACUCAAAUAGAUAUCCAGGAUGAUCGCUUACCCAGUGAAUUUAAUGAUCUACUAAAGGAAGUUAAAGGCUUAAAAUGGGAAGAUGCACACUACCUUUUUGCUAAAUAUUUGGAUGAUAAAAUGACACUCAAGGAGGCCAAAAAUAAGCAGUUAAGCAAUCAAGAUGACAGAUACAGUCUAUUCAGGAUCUCAAAUUACAUUUACUCUCUUUGAUAUGGUCAAAGAAGGCUAUGGGAGAUUCUUCCACGAACUAUUGAUCUCUGGUUUGAACAGUGUGAGCAAGGUUCUCCGAAUAUCGAUAGGAUAAGCAAGAAAUUAUAUGAGCUUGAAAAUUUCAAAAUUGCACAAUGCCUACAAACUUUAUUGUCUAAAUUCAGCCAAAGAUCCUCUAGGACGUAUGUUGGAAACAUGAUAGCAAAACUAGGAGCUUUCUAUCCCUCCCAAAUGUGUUGGUGGAUCCUCCAUUUCAAGAACUUCUACUUUACAAGUAUUCCAGCAGGAAAGAAAAAGACCAAAAGUGCUGAAAUAAAAUGUGACGAAGAUGAUAGAAGAGAGUUUGCAGACCUCAUCAUGACUAAGAUUUAAGAAACUUAAUGAUUCAAGUUUCAGGAUCAUCAAAAGUUCAGAAGUGAUAUUCAAGAAGAUCAUCAAGCUCUCAGAGUCAAAUGAGAAAUGAAAUAAAGAACAGUUAUUCAAUUUAAGUACUUCCCUCUGAAGGGAAGAUUUCUCAUCGUAUAAAGUUGCGAUCCCUAUUGCAGAGAACAUGCUACCCAGAAUCCCAAAGUAUGGUGAAGUCAAGGAUAUCUCAAGCUUCUCUGCGUUUAAGAAAUAUCCUGUCUACAUCAAAAAGUUCUUCUCUGUUGGAAGAGUCAUGACCAGUAAGGAGAAACCAAAGAAAAUCGGCCUUGUAGGUACAGACGAUAGGGUGUACUUUUUCCUAGUGAAAAGUGAUCAGCACGGAGACCUCAGAAAAGAAGGAAGAUUUAUGGAGUAUGCUAACCUUGUCAAUAAAGUUCUUGACCAAGACUUUGAAAGUCUUCAAAGAAACCUCAGAAUGGACUUAUUCUCAAUAGUACCCUUGAACAGAAUUUGAGGUUUGAUUGAAUGGAUUGAUGAUACUCUUACCAUAAAGUCAGUAGUCACUGAUUACUGGAAAAAGGAAGGAAUAAAACUAGAUAUGCAAGAUGUCAAGAAAUUAGCAGCAGAAAAUAAAGGAAAUACUCAUGAGGAUAUCUGGGAUUCUCUUAAAACCAAAGCCUCUCCGAUGCUCAACAACUGGUUCUUUGAUAGAUUCCCAACUCCUUCUCUCAUGUUUGAUGCUAGGCUAAACUUCAUCAGGUCUACUGCAGUUUGGUCAAUGGUGGGAUAUAUCAUAGGUCUUGGAGACAGACAUGGAGACAACAUUCUUAUACACAAGGGCAAAGGAUCUUUAACUCAUGUAGAUUUCGACUGCAUCUUUGAGAAAGGAGCGAAGCUAAAAGUCCCAGAAAAGGUGCCAUUCAGAUUAACAAAGAACAUAAUUGACGCCUUUGGUAUCUUCAAAGAGCAAGGUACUUAUAUCAAGUGAUGAGAGGUUGUCUUGGAAGUCAUGAGAGAAAAUAAAACGAAAUUUGGAGCAUUCCUUGACUCUUUCAUACACGAUCCACUUAUCGAAAGUAAGAAUAGCGUUUGAGUAAACAUGAAGGAAGCUCUCAAACAAGUGAAACUCCGACUAGAUGGUUACAUGGAUGAGAAUUCAGGAGUACUCAAACCCCACGAACAAGUCUUACGGGUAAUUCUUCGAGCACUGAAUGAUGAAUACCAAAAGAAAAUGUUCAUAGGAUGGAUGCCUUGGCUGUAAAGAAAAAGUAAUUGUAAAAUAUUU
Molecule: messenger RNA, 6245 nt
Organism: Moneuplotes crassus
Lineage: Eukaryota; Ciliophora; Spirotrichea; Euplotida; Euplotidae
Source: the annotation of a GenBank genome assembly